AUGCCACAAGGCUUGAGGCAUGGAGCCAGCCGGCGGAUCCUCGUGAUCUUCCUGACGGGCGUGCUGCUUCUCAAGACGUAUUGGCUAUGGCACGGCGCCUGGGGAGACCCCAUCGCUGCCAUGCCCCUGAUCGUUCGCCAGGCGCGAAUGUGGCAGGAUUUCCAUUCGCUGCUGGAGCAGCAUGCGCCUACGGGCUCGCCUCCGCUCAUUAUUCUGGGAGCAGGAGCCCAGCGAUUCAAUCCGUUGAGCGACUCUGUUCGCCAGAAUUAUAUUUAUAAUGCUGUCGACCUGCUGCAGCCCAUGCAGGAGGCGCACGACGGCUUCGUUAAAGCUAUCCAAGCUCCCAUUGACCCGGCCUACGUUCCCAGGACGAAGGGAAUUGUUUCGGCCGCGGGGGGCACUUACUUGCCGACUUUUGUCGUGUCUCUGCGCAUGCUCCGCCGCACGGGGUCCACGCUGCCCGUGGAGCUCUUCCUCAAGGACUGGGGCGAGUACGAGCCGUACAUCUGCGGGAUCGUGCUGCCGGCGCUGAACGCGCAGUGCAGAGUGAUUUCGGCGAUCUUGGUGAACCAGGAAACCGAGAAAGGACACGCGCACAAGAUCGAGCACUACCAAAUCAAAUCGUUCGCGAUGCUCUUCUCGUCCUUUGAGAGUUUCCUUUGGAUGGAUGCGGACUGUUUCCCCCUGCAUGACCCGUCAAUCUUGCUCAAUUACAAACCGUUCACCUCAACGGGUCUCGUCACCUGGCCCGACUUCUGGACCAACACCAUGUCCCCGAUAUACCUCAAUAUCUCGCGGCAGCCAGAACUCCCGACAUCGGCGCGGCAAGCGACCGAGGCCGGGGUCAUACUGGUUUCGAAGCGAUCUCACUUCCACACGCUUCUGCUGUCCGCGUAUUACAAUUUCCACGGGCCCUCCUGGUAUUACAUGCUGCUAAACCAAGAGUCGCCGGGAACAGGCGACAAGGACACGUAUCUGCAGGCGGCCACGGCGCUGGGCGCCAAAUUCUAUGCCGUCAGCGAGCCCGUCGCCGAUCUGGGGAACCGCGCCGGCGACGGCGGCGUGCAGGGUGCGGCGAUGUUGCAGGCCGACCCCAUCCAGGACUACGACCUGACGAGUCGGGGGAAAUGGCGCGUCAGGGAUCCGUCGGUGGCGAAGGCCCCGCGGGGUUUCUUUAUCCAUGCCACCAAUCCUGAGUUCAAUCCCGGGAAACAGCUUAUGGGGGAAAAGUCCAAGAAGACGGAUGGUACUCCCGGCCGGCUGUGGACGGCCGAUGAAAGCGCUCUCCGCCGUUUUGGGUAUGACGCUGAAAAGGCGUAUUGGGAGGAGGCAAAGACGGUGGCAUGUACACUAGAGCAUAACUUUGUCACUUGGCGGGACAAGUCUGGUAUCUGUCAGGGCAUGCAGGAGCACUGGGGGGCUAUUUUUGAGGAUCCGGACGCCGAGGCGCCCAUAUUUACGACUGGCCUCUUCUGGAGCUGA
Molecule: messenger RNA, 1482 nt
Organism: Penicillium alfredii
Lineage: Eukaryota; Fungi; Ascomycota; Eurotiomycetes; Eurotiales; Aspergillaceae
Product: alpha-mannosyltransferase
Exons: 1
Coding region: 1-1482 (493 amino acids)
Biological process (GO): mannan biosynthetic process
Cellular component (GO): Golgi apparatus
Molecular function (GO): alpha-1,2-mannosyltransferase activity
Source: RefSeq, a predicted model, not a curated record